AUGGUUCAAUACGUCUUCACGCCGUGGCGCGACCGCUAUGAACUUUUGCUUGUUCGCGAACAGCUCUACGCCUCAUUUGACGGAAUCAGCACUACCACCCAGGAUACAGAGCAAAAGUCAGAAGAUGCUGGUCAGCAGGAGCACUCGGGGAUUAUUCGGCCUCGCCAAAAUACAGACGAUAAAGAGGCAAGGAGGAAACAGCAUCAGGCGGUUGCGCGGGUCUCGAUGUGGAUGCAGCGAGGAAAUUGUCCUCAUAUGGUCGAGUCGACAGCCCUCUUGAUGGCAGCCAUGUUGAGUGAUGGAGAAGCAGCUGCAGGGGAGAAUGCAGCCUCCUCAGCGUAUGCUAUACGGGCUGCAUACUCGGCAGCCUUUAGUCGGUUCGUUACUGGCCUCCUCGAUGGCCACCAGGACAAGCAGCGCAAGCAGAGCAUGUACUCGAUCGCAAAGACGAUAGGUUUACCAGCCACAUUUGUCGAGCUGCGGCAUCAGUCCACACACGAGCAGCUACCCUCGUUGGCAAAGCUACGCGCGGCGGCAAAGAAGGCUCUUGGGUGGAUCUGGGACUACUACUGGAAGCACCUUGGCGACGACACGGGCGAUCCAUGCCGGCAGAUGGUGCUGCGGUAUCUGCGUGAGGGAGACGAAGCCGAGUUGGGCAUCAUGAUUGGCGAGUUUGAGCGGUGGCCGAGGGAGCGCGUCGUGAAGACGGUGGACGAGGUUAGGAGCAGUCUGCCGGGGAACCAGGUGUUUCUCAAGUGCGCGGAACUGAGCCAGCGGUUGAAGGAUUUGGAUGGACAGAAGGGCGUUCGGGACACUGGAGCUGCAGAUAUACCCAUGAAGGAUACUGAAGCUCAUGAGUCUGCCGCAGGUGAUGGAGAGGCGGCAGAGGUUGACCAAGAUUUUGGAUGGUCACAGUUUGAGGGUUCUUGGAAGCCCAAGCCCAUUGGCAUUGUCUAG
Molecule: messenger RNA, 957 nt
Organism: Fusarium falciforme
Lineage: Eukaryota; Fungi; Ascomycota; Sordariomycetes; Hypocreales; Nectriaceae
Exons: 2
Coding region: 1-957 (318 amino acids)
Biological process (GO): maturation of LSU-rRNA; maturation of 5.8S rRNA
Cellular component (GO): preribosome, large subunit precursor; Las1 complex
Molecular function (GO): endonuclease activity
Source: RefSeq, a predicted model, not a curated record